UUGUACUGGCUUUGUCUGCAGGGGAGGCAUGGAGUCAUGGCGCCCCCGUUCCCGGGAAAUGGUACGGUCCCGCCCAUUGACGGUUAUUGGCAGGAACAUCACGGGUUUGGGCUUCCCAAAUAAAUAACCGUUGCUGGUUGCAUCGUGUUUUGAGAAAGCAGGUGGCUAUAGUAACGGCAACGUCAAUCUACCGCCCCGCUGAAGCUUGGAAAAAAAAAACGCGCGGUUGGGCAGACAGACAAACAAAUUUCUCACUGCUUACAACCACACCCCCCCCCCCGUGUCUGGACUUUGGUAGCAGCCGCGUUGUGCUCGUUUUUUUUUCACGCCGGUUGAAGAUGGCGGCGGCGCUGGAGGGUAGAAGCCGCUAGGACUGAGAGAGAGCUGGAUAAACCUCGUUUGAAUUCGCGUGGAUGUUGUUAUCAUUAAUGCCAAUAAUGUUUGCUUUCUAACGUCGUUUUCUGGGGUCGGAGCGCGGUGCUGAGAUGGGAGAGAAGCUGGAAUUGCGGUUAAAAUCACCGGCAGGAGCCGAAUCGGCUACAUAUCCCUGGCCUUUACCUGUCUAUGAUAAACACCAUGAUGCUGCUCAUGAAAUCAUUGAAACAAUCAGGUGGGUGUGUGAGGAGAUACCUGACCUGAAGCUGGCCAUGGAGAACUAUGUGCUGAUCGACUAUGACACAAAAAGCUUCGAGAGCAUGCAGAGGCUAUGUGACAAGUACAACAGAGCUAUUGACAGUAUUCACCAGCUGUGGAAAGGCACGACGCAGCCCAUGAAGCUGAACACUCCUCCCUCGAAUGGGCUGCUCCGCCAUAUCUUGCAGCAGGUCUACAACCACUCGGUCACCGACCCGGAGAAGCUCAACAACUACGAGCCCUUCUCCCCGGAGGUGUACGGAGAGACCUCCUUCAACCUGGUGGCUCAGAUCAUCAACGAGAUCGAGAUGAUGGAGGAAGACACCUUCGUGGACCUGGGCAGCGGUGUGGGCCAGGUGGUGCUACAGGUGGCUGCAGCGACGAACUGCAAACACUACUACGGAGUUGAGAAGGCAGACAUCCCAUCCAAAUACGCAGAGGCGAUGGACUGGGAGUUUACAAAGUGGAUGAAAUGGUACGGAAAGAAGCAUGGCAAUUAUUCGUUGGAAAGAGGGGAUUUCCUUUCUGAAGAGUGGAAGGAGAGAAUCGCAAACACAAGUGUGAUUUUUGUGAAUAACUUUGCCUUUGGUCCCGAGGUGGACCACCAGCUGAAGGAACGGUUUGCAAACAUGAAAGAAGGUGGCAAAAUCGUAUCCUCUAAACCUUUUGCACCUCUAAACUUUAGAAUAAACAGUCGGAACUUGAGCGACAUAGGCACAAUAAUGAGGGUUGUGGAAUUAUCACCACUGAGGGGCUCUGUAUCCUGGACAGGGAAACCAGUUUCUUACUACUUGCAUACAAUAGACCGCACCAUACUUGAAAACUAUUUUUCUAGUCUCAGAAAUCCAAAACUCAGGGAGGAACAAGAGGCAGCUAGACGUCGGCUACAAAGAGAAUCUAAAGAGAGCAAAAGCAACACGACUACACCGACCAAGAUCCAGGAACACAAGGAUUCUGGGGGUGAAGAUGAGAAGUCGGGGUCCGUGGCCCUGGUGAAGAAGGGGUCCCCCGCGAAGCCGCGCAAGGCCCGUAUCGGCAACAAGGGGCGCAAGAUGGCCGGCAGGAAGCGCGGCCGCCCCAAGAAGGCGAAUCUCAUCGCAGCCGCCGAGCGCAAAGCCAAGAAGAACCAGUCAGCCCUGGACCUGCUCCACGCCAAAACCGUGUCCCAGACAGCGCCCCCUCAGGAUGCAUACAAGUCACCUCGUAGCCCAUUCUUCCAACUACCUCCCAAAGUGCAACGCUAUUCGUCAGGGCAGCUGCUGCUCAGCCCCACCCCCCCUGCACUGCAGCAGCUCCUGGACUCCAUCAAAGUCCAGUACCUGCAUUUCAUGGCCUACAUGAAGACUCCCCAGUACAAGACCAGCCUGCAGCAGAUCCUGGAGCAGGAGAAGCAACGAAACAGCGAGCUGUCGGGCCGGGUUGAGCAGCUGUACACUCUCUGCCAAGCCCAGAAAGAGAAGACCAAGGGGCUCUUUCAGCACAAACUCGAGGAGCUGGGAGUGAAGGCCCUGACGUACGAGGACCUGGUCCAGGCGCAGAAGGAGAUCUCCGCCCACAACCGGCAGCUGAAGGAGCAGACCAAGCAGCUGGAGAGCGACGCAUCGGAGCUGAGGGAGCAGAGCCUGUGCCUGCUGAAGGCCCGGUGUGACGACCUGAAGCUGGACUGGUCGAGUGUGUCUCUGGAGUCUCUCCUGAAGGAGAAGCAGGCACUGAGGAGCCAGAUCUCCGAGAAGCAGCGACACUGCCUCGAGCUGCAGAUCAGCAUUGUGGAGCUGGAGAAGAGCCAGCGCCAACAGGAGCUGCUGCAGCUCAAGUCGUACAGCCCCUGUGAGGACACCCUGCCUUCCCACUACAGGAGCAAGGGGCCCCCCUGCCUGGACCUGCAGCCCCCCUGCCUCGACAUGGAGGUGUCCAAGCUGCCCCUGCCGGCCUUCAACGGGCUGAGCCCGGAGCUGUCCAUGAAUGGGGGCGACGGGUUCGACAGGGGGGGCAAAGCGGAACUCGUCUCGCACUACCUGCCCUCCCCUCAUGAUCAAGACAUCGUUCCCCCUACCCCCGGGGCCAGGCAGAGGCAGCCCAGCCACGCCCUGCCCGAUUACACACGCUUCUCCCCGGCCAAGAUUGCCCUGUGGAGACACCUCAACCAGGAGCCCAGCUGGGGCCAGAGAGCUGCACUGGGGCUGCACAGAGGUGAGGCUGGAAGGGAUGGGGCUCUGUCUCCACUCACCCCGGGGCUGAAACACGGACAGACCUUCCCAUUGCCCCCUUCACCUGGGAGCCAACAGAGCGGGGCGGCCAAGACUGCUGACAGCAAGGGCUGUAAAGAGAGAAUCCCCCCUGGAACUGCUGACACCAUCACCAGCCUCCCCGUCAGUAUCCCCUUGAGCACGGUGCACCCUUGCAAGCUGCCAGUCAGCAUUCCCCUGGCCAGCGUGGUGCUGCCCAGUCGCGCAGAGAAACUGAGGAGCACGCCUAGUCCGGUACCACAGACCCGAGACCCGGGCUACCCUGACAAGCUGAGCAGCUCCACCUGCCAGACCAACGGCAGCGCGACGGGACAGAAACUGCAGCACACACCUACCUCAGGUUUUUCCUUCAGCUCUGGCUCCAUGACUGUGAAUGGAGGCUCCCAUCCAGGCUCGGGCUGUUUCUCCCUGGAUCCCAGCUCCCUGGACGGGUCCCCAGUGUCCCGGGGCUCCCCGCCGCAGACGUCCUCCUUCCUGGUCAUGCAGGCGCGCAGCUCGGGGCAGGCCUCUCCCGGCAGCCCCCAUCUGGGGGGAAGCGGAGGGGGGCUCCACAGUACAGGAGGGGUGCUGCAGUACGCUGACGGGCCCCCCAGAAUCCUACCUGAGGGGAAGAGGGAGCUGGGGUCGGACAUGGAGCUGCUGGAGAGCGAAGCCAAGAGGAAGAUCAUCUUCUCAGGGACCCUGGGGGGUAAACAGCCCUCCUCUGCUAAGCUGGGACCUCCAGCCAGCCAUGGCCACGCUCUGGAGGGCAGGAAGCGUGGUAGGAGGAAGCGUGGCUCUGCAGGGACCACAUCCAUGGGGGGCUCCCCCAAACGCAAACCCGUUCCGGGACUCUGCACCCACGCCUCGGGGUCCCCUCUCAAUAUCAACUCCAUGGUGAACAACAUAAACCAGCCUUUGGAAAUCGCAGCCAUCUCGUCCCCGGAGAACUCUCUGAAGAACUCCCCCGUCCCGAACCUGGACCAGCCCCCCGUGCUCAAGAGGGAGCGCCCCCUGGAGUUGAACGGGGCAAGGCGCUACUCCCCCUCCCCCCCGUCCAGCUCUGACGAAGAGCACUGUGGCUUCCAGGACGACAGCGGCAGCAUGCGCAUUGAGAGGAAGAUUGCGACCAUCUCCCUGGAGAGCAGCCCCAUCAAGGCAGGGGACAGCGACAAGGGUGGAAGCUCGGCAGGCAGGAAGGCUGCUAAUGGCAUUGAAGUAUCCCCCUGUUCCUCCUCCUCCUCCUCCUCUUCAUCCUCCUCCUCCUCCUCCUCCUCCAGCAGCAGCAAGUGGAAAUCCACCUUCUCCCCGAUCUCGGACCCCAAGCAGCCCGCUUCGGAGUGUCUGCGGCAUGGGGGCUCUCCUUUCGGGGGGCGCUUCUGUGACUCCGACACGGACCACAAACAGCAGCAGCAGCAGCAUCACAGGAAAACGUCGGGGACAGGGGGCAGUGAAUCCAGUGGGGGUGACUCCCCGUGCCCGCUCAACAAUGGCUACCCCAACCAACACCAGAACUCCAAACCAUUCCAGACCGACAAGCACAGCUCAUCCCACCAACACCACCACCAUCAUCAUCAUGGCCACCACCACCACCAGCAUGGGGCAGCGUCAGUGGCUGCCCAGGGGAGGGCGAAGUCUCGGGACUGGGAGGUUGUGAAGAGCAGCAGUACUAACUGCAGCAGCAGCAGUAGCCAGAACCUCUUCUUUUCAGCGGCUGGGAUCCUGAGUGGAAAAGGGGUCUCCCCGGUUGUGGUUUCGUCCUCUUCUCCCUCGGGGGUCACUGUGGGGCCCUCGCACCCCUACCUGGGGCCUCAGUUUCCUCUGGGGGGUGCCUCUGUGCUGCACUCGCUGUUUGGGGUCCAGUCUCCGGCCGGGGGGGCCCCCAGACUGGUGAACGGACACACGGUGAUGGGGGCUUUUUCCAGCUCCGGCCUCGCUGGGGGAGCAGCAGGAGGUAUAUUUAACCACGUGAUGCCUUCCAUCUCUUCCCACCAAUUCGGAGCUGGCUUGAGCAGCUCUAUCAACAGCACCAGUGGUGCCGCUUUGCUGAGCUUUGCCCCAUUGCAGCAGAUACAUGCAGCGCCAGGCCCUAACCCCUCUAGCACGGGGGUCCCCUUCCCAACCUCCUCUACCCAGUCUAUCCCCCAACACAGCCGGACUCAGUCUGUGCUCCACACCCCUCCUCCCCCUACCCUGUCCCUUCCCCCACCCCCUGCUCUCCUAACCUCCUCUUCAUCAUCCCAGUCUUUGCAUGCCAGCUGUGGCAGUGAUGCUUUCCUGCCCACCUCUGCUCGCCAGCUCGCUUCUGCUAGGCUGCCCACUGUGCAGCAGCUGCAACAAACCCAUCAUCCGAAAUCAUCUUUGCCUCCUUCGUCGUCUUCUCUUUCCUCCUCCUCUUCUCUGUCUCGACCGUCCUUCACCGUGCACCACCCCCCUGUGCCCCCUCGCUCUGUGCCUGCUCCUGCCCCGCCUGCCAGCACGCUCUGGGUGACUCUUGGCAUGCAGGCUCCCUACAGUUCCAGCCUCCCUGGGGUCCGCCCAAGAUAAAGGGCUGCUUUCCGGGCUGCCUUUUAUUUAUUUUUUCCCCACGAUAAGGUAACUAAAAAUUCUACCUCAACCCAAUGUGACCUAUGCAAAGGACAGCUGUGGACCAGCGGGACUCUCUUCCACUGACUUGGUGCUCAAUGGGGGUUCUGUGUUCAGUAUGGGUGUGAAACUCUCUCUCUCGCGCACGCACACACACACACACUUACACACGGGGGGGGGGGGUGUGGCUCAGGCUCAGCACUGCUUUCUGAAAGGGGGCGGUGAGCCUCUCCAUGUUUUCUCCACAGCAGCAGCAGUGCUUCUCAAAUACCCAGUCCAGGUUUUCGUUUCAGCCUCCUUUUCGUUUUCUCCCAUUUUGUGUUGUGGUUUCAGAUUUAAGGCUGUGCUGAGUGCUGUGUUUUUUGUGCAGCUGAAAACCAAGGCAAUAUUAUUAGAUGGGGUUGAAACAGCUUGAGGACUGGGGUUGAGGGCCACUGUUCUGCAGCAGUGUUACUCAACUUGGAUCUGAACUACAGGGACCCCUAGAACUGUGUUUCCGAACCUGUUCUCAUUGAGUGCUGUUGUCCAUUGAGCUGCGUGGUUAAUCAUGGCCAAUGGUUUUGAAAUACAAAGCUGUGCUCAGGAAAGGGGUGAGGAUGGUUAAUUGGGUUACAGAGCUUGUGUGAUUGUGUUAUCCUCCUUUCAGCCUCUAUAGUAUUGUAUCUCACCCGAUCUGAAGAAACCUGCUUACCACAGAGCAGGAUCUUCAGCAGUGAAGACCAAAAAAAAUAAAUAAAUGAAAAGCCUUUUUGCUUUUAAACCAUGUCCCUUUAAAAAAAAUCAAAUAAAGAAAUCAAAUAAAAGCAGUAAUAAGUGUCUGGUAGCUGGAUUUCCACAGAAUAAUUGUCUCCCGAUGGUAAGGUGUGGUUUUGUUUUAUGUAAAGGGUCUUCAUUCAAAAUGCUGGCCCUUAUGCACUGAUUGUCUGUCACACUCUCUAAAUGGUCUUGAAUGUUCUCCAGACUUUUAAUGUGAUAAACUAUCCCGUUUGCAUGUAAUCUAAUACACUGAUUUCUUUUAUGCACAUUUUUACAAAGUGUGUGCAGUGGAUAAAAUGCUGUACACACACUCCCCUCUGCCGACAGCGAGAAUGCUAUACUAACAUUGUUACUGUGACCUUAAAUGAACUCGCUGCUUGCCCAUCUUAGCAACAGCACAGUGCUCAUUGAGACUGGGUUCGGGACAGGGUUCGGACAGUGGAAACGCAGCUUAAUAAAUCUUGACUGUCCUUGCAGGGGUCUAGCGUUGAGAAUCGGUGCUUUUUAGGGCAGCUAACUGCACUGCGCCCUGUCUCGCUGCGUUGUGUGAUCACUUGUUCAACGUAACCUGACCCCUGGACUGUGCAGUCACCUGCUCAACUCUGGCCUGAUGCACUGUACGUUUCUUUAUGUACCAGCAUAAUUUUUUUUUUAAAUCAGAAAAAAAGCUUGCUUAUUAAUUUAUUAAAUGAGUGUUUUUAAACAUUCUAAAUCUGUAUUUAAAUCCUAAACGUUUGUACAUUUCUCUUUUGUUUUUAACAGCUUGGCUGGUUUGUCAGUUAUGACUGUGUGGGUUGUGAUCACAUCGUUUUUGUAGAGUAACACUUGACUUUUUUUUUUAUUUGUCUCUCCUCUUAAAGCACACACCUUCUUACUACUUUUGUAUUGUGCAUUGUUCUCCACGAAAGACCAUGGCUUGCUUUUUUGCCUAUUGAAUUUUUGAUAAUGUUCUAACAUAAUGGUCUCGGUCUAAACUUAUUAACUUGUCAAUUCACUGUACCAUAACAAUGCCUUCGCUUGCUCUCUCCCCGACCUUAAACUAUUACAACACCCUUAACAAUGAACCGUGAUGACCCAAAUCCAUGUGUUUGGAACCGGCUCAGAUUUCAGGCAUACUGCGCAGCGAGGCUCAUCCCAGGUUGAACAGUUAACACACACACUGUAGUGGGUGUUUCACAAAUCCCAGAACAGAGGUGAUUGUUGUGGGCUGUUAUGCAGCUAACGAUGUGGCGUCCUUCCUUCUCUGCUGGGCCGCUGGCACUCGGCAGUAAGUGGCCAGUCAUUUGGCAGCAUGACUCGUUUGACCAAACAACUCCUUGUGGACUUCAGCUCUUUGGAUAUGGUGUUGCUUGCCUGCCUGCCUGGCCAAGAAAGAAAGCAGCCUGGAGACUUUGUCUCCCUGUUCUGGGAGUUCUGCAACACGCGCUGCCCUAGAGAAUGUACCAGUGGUUCGCUUGUAUUGUGAACACUGAUAGCUAACUGUCAACAGACUGUUCGGGACAGGGAGAGGAAGAAGGGGUCUAUGUUGAACAGUGGAGGAUCUAAAUUGUAGCGAGAAGUGGGGUUCAUUUUAGAUCAACUGCUGUUUUAUUUUUAUUUUAAAUCAUUACACUAGACCCCAGUGCAGUAGGUACACAGUGCAACUAGCUGUCUACAGUACAGGUAGGAGAGGGGUGUGCUAGAAUGGAACACUUGAAAAUAUGCUUUGUGUAUGUCAUGUCCCUGGAGAUGUUUAGGAGCCUGUAUACUGCGUUAUUGUAUGUGUGCAUGUGUUAUUGCAAUUUGUUUAACCUCAAAUCCCUGGUUUUAUUUGUAAUGAUGGGUUGAUUGUUAAUGUGAUUGCUGCUCCAUUCUAGCAGGGAAUCACCCCCCCUCCUCUGUAUAACUGCAUAGUGUACACAGUAUAGCUUGGGGGGGUUCUGAUUUACAGACUUACGUGGGGAGGAGGGGGACUUGAAUUAAAAACCAAAACAAAGUAUGAGGCUUUAUUUCCUAUGUGUUUUUGUCAUAUGCUACUGUACUUCCAUAUUAACACUUAUUAAAAAUGAAAUGCCUUUUUUCUAAAAGGAUAAGCUAUAUAAUGGCAACGCUUUAUUAUUGAAGUCUAUCCAGUGCAUCACUCUGCAUUAAACAUUCUGCUAAGGGAGUUGGAAUCAAGAUGUAUUGAGUGAAAAGUUAAUCAGAACCCCUGGAGCUAACUGCACUGUGCACGCACACACACACAUUCACACGCACACACACAUGCUAGAGGGUUUGGCUGGCUGGUAAAGGUGUGCACAGGUACCAACCUGUGUUCCUGUAUGAGAUACCAAAGAAACAGAACUGGAUCCCAAUACUCUGAGAGCUUUCUUGACACACUCUGCAGAACUGGGAUUGGUCAGCUGGGGCUUAUCUAUGUACAGUUCAGACACUGAAAUUCAUUACUAAUAUUGGUGCUACAGAGGCAGGAAUUGCAUGGAUAGCUUUUCCAGUCCUGUUCCCUCCUUCUCCUACCAGGUCUGAAUUUACCCAUUCUUAAAUCUAAAGUGUAGCUGCAAACUGGAGACUUGGGCGGUGUGUGGGUUUAAGUUCAUGAACCUGUGCGGGGUGGAGGAAACUUGAGGACUGGAGUUAAAAACGUGGUGGUUCACACAGUGAUCCGAUCCCUCAGGAAUCCAGUUCCAGAGAGUAUCUGCAGCCAGCCCAGCCUUGAAGGAUGACCAAUACUACUGGGGAUUCAUUAUUUUUAGAGCAAAAUAAUUAUUGUUACUGUGAAUGGGGGAGGGGGGAGUCUGCCUCCUUUCGGCUGUAUAAUUGUUUAUAAUUUAGAAAUAUUUAUCCUUUUUUAUUAUUAUUUUUUUUUUGGUUGAUGUUAUUGGGUUUAUUUAAUUCCAGCAAAGCAGUAGAGAAGCAGUGUAGGGUACGGGGCCAUUUUCUGAUGCUCUGUCUGAUUUUCUUUUUUCUAGCCUGUACCUGGUGCUAUCAGUCCGACUCAGAACUGUGCCUGGGGGUUCAAAAAACAGAACAACAAAAACAUAAACUUGGUGCUCUUGUACACAGGGAUGUCCAAUACCCAAAGGUAGCAAUAAUCCUUAAAGCAGGGGGUCCCAACCCUGGUCCUGGGGACCCCCUGUGUCUGCUGGUUUUCAUUCCAACUGAGCUCUCAAUUACUGAACCAGACCCUUCAUUGGACUGAUCAUUUGCUUAAUUAGCUUUUUAAAAGAUGCAGAGUUCAAGCUACUUAUAAAAUGUUACAGCGAACUUGAAAUCUGCAACUGUUUAAGAGCUGAAAACAAUUCAAAAGGUCUAAUUAAACAAAGGUAUUAGAUCAAUUAAGGGCCUGGUUAAGUAACUCAGUUUGAAUGAAAACCAGGCGACACAGGGGGUCCCCAGGACCAGGGUUGGGAACCACUGCCUUGAAGCAUUAACAUGUCUUUUAUUUUUUAAUAAGACCUUGGGGUUGUGUGUUUCUUGUUAAAUCCAUGGUGCAGCAAACAAAACACUGUACCUUGUUUUGCAAUCCAACCGACAGGAUAGCUAGUCCGCACAGGGAACAAAAACCAACAAAACUCUAAGUGGCUGCUGUACUAAAGGUGCUUGUAAACGAGAAUCGAUUAUAAUGCAAACCGAGCCUCUUAAGCUGUUCUUGCUCAGAAACUCCUGCUGAAAGGGGGUGGUGCAUCGUUCUAGCCGUUGUGUGUGCGUGGCGUCUCUCUCCACCUCCACACUGACUGCGAAGGCACAUGUGUAUCGUGUGUUAUAGCCGCUAACCACGAGGACAGCUUUGUAAAUUAGAUGGGUAGCAGUGAAAUCAGCAGGUAGUAAAGGGAUAGUUUGGCAUACCGGAGAGGGCUACCACAGCAGUGGGUAGGGUACAGGAUUGUGUUGGAUAAAGAGCAGGUAGUGGUCAAUGCAUUGGGAUGGUUAGUUCCUCAUUGGAGUGAGUGUGGACCUGGAUUGGAGUUUACAACCCAGUGUACCUGCACUACACAAGUGUGCUCAAGUCGGCUGGCUUUCUGGUCUGUGUGCAGGAAUCUGGUCAGGUGACUGCUGUGUAGCUCUCCCAAGUUGGAAUGUACAGCUCUGGCCAAAUGUUUUGCAUCACCUCGAAGUUUAGGAUUGAGACAUAAUUUAGAAAAAGUUCAACUAUACGAACAGAAUUUUAGAUAUUUUAUUUAACAUCAUGUAAUCAAAAGAAACUACAAAAUGAUAUCGCAAAAGUCUACCGUUAGUAUAUGGAAAACUACAAAGUGCUAUGUAAUUCAAUAUGUUCGCGUAAUAUUAUUCAGCAGGUUUCAUUCGAACUUUAUGAAGCAAAAUGAGUUAAUUCUACAGGGAGAUGUAAAAACUUUGGCCAUAGCUGUAUGCACAGGUUGAUUAGAAAGGAAGUGUACCACAUCAGUGGUGUGGUGCGUUGAUGUGGUAAAGUCAAGUUUUGCACAUCAGGCCGACAGUGUUCUGCAUAUGACCUUGAGAAAUGAAUCUGGCCAAAAACUUUGACGUGUGUGUGUGACAGCUGCUGAAAAUCUGGAAAGGGAGGACUGUCAUCUUUUUCUGAGGAGGCUGUGCAUACAAAGAGUCUCCUGGAUUGUCAGCCAAAGCAAGUCAGUGUUUGUGGGUUCUGAUACUGGCACCUGUGUUUUUGUCACCAGCACUGAAGUCUCUUGUGUGUUAUUAUAAUAGUAGUUAUUGUUAUUAUUAUUAUUGUUGUUGUAAUAAUUAUUAUUAAGAUGAAUAUGAUGAUCUUUACAAAUGACAUCCAGGUGAAUAAUAUUAUCUUACUGCAAGGUGCUCUUCAAACUUAAAAAAAGGAAAAUGCAGCUAUGAAUGAAUUACCAUGAAAUCAUUUUUCCUAUUUUAAUGUUCGUAUUAAGUGAUCCCGUCCAUGCGCUCCCUUUUUAGGGAUAUUGAAACCUCAGUACUGUGAGUGAGCAGCGUGUGCGCAGCAGCAGAGGUAUGCUUUAUACUUGAGAUUCGGGGAUUUUAAAACUUUUUAAAAAGACAAAAGGUUCCUAGCCUUUCUGCAUAUACUGUUUUGUAAGAUGAUUAUCAUUAUUAUAAUUUUUUGUGUUUUAAUAGUGUGUAAUUGGUUUUUAAGGUAUGUAUUUGAAUGCGUUUUUAUUUCAUUUUUGUAUUUAUUUUUUUAAGAAGAUUAUAACUUUUAAACUGCAGUGAUAAUUGUUAAGAAAAUGAAGUUUGCGAGGUACAGCAUCGUAAUCGCUUUGAGAAAUCCUAUUAAAAAAUAAAUAAACAUUUUAGUUUUGCUU
Molecule: messenger RNA, 11446 nt
Organism: Acipenser ruthenus (sterlet)
Lineage: Eukaryota; Metazoa; Chordata; Actinopteri; Acipenseriformes; Acipenseridae
Product: histone-lysine N-methyltransferase, H3 lysine-79 specific-like
Exons: 29
Coding region: 486-5405 (1639 amino acids)
Biological process (GO): regulation of transcription regulatory region DNA binding; DNA damage checkpoint signaling; DNA repair
Cellular component (GO): nucleus
Molecular function (GO): histone H3K79 methyltransferase activity
Source: RefSeq, a predicted model, not a curated record